CGACCUUUUUGACCUAAUAUUCAAGUUUUAUGUCUGAUCUUGGCUAAAAUAUCGUGACAAUUUGUCACGAUAUUUUAGAAUAAAUUGAAAUAGAACCGACUUUUUUUUAAAUGGGACCUUUAUGAAUAAUAAAGCGGUACAUAUUGUUGUGUGGAUAUAAUGAUCCAGGCUGUUUUUUCAGCGUUCAGGUGCUUUGGGAUUUCUUCCGGCUGGUUUAUUUCUAAUUGAACACCUGAGAUCAGGACCAUUCAGUGUCACCUCAGGUCAAUCAUCUCCACUGAAAGAACACCAUCCCCAACAGCUCUGAUUUAAUGAAGUAUAAGCAGACCUUCUGGGCAAUGGCUUUUGCCACUACGUUUCUGCUCUUCUUCUACUUCUUCACUGUAAAUCUGGAGAUCAAUACCAACAGGAUAGCCACAGAUUUCCCAGAGGAGGUGGACUUCACAAUGCCCCCUCUGAAACCGCACAUCACGGCAGCUUCUGAAGACCUAAAAAAGAUCAUCCCUGAAGACACUGCGUACUGGAACCGUCUGUUCUACUCAGCAAUGAAUAGUUUCAACGCCGGAAAGAAAGAGAUCCCUUGGUCUGUCUGCAGGGAGGAGAAUCUGGACUUUCUGAGACUGAACAUUCAUGAUUUUGACUCCUACCCACCCCUGUUUCAGACUUUUCUAAAGGGCAUGAACUGCAGAUCUCCGCCGAUCCUGUUCAAUCAGCCCUUCAAAUGCAACAACCAGACCUUCCUGCUCUUUGCCAUUAAGUCGUCCCCAGCAAAUUUCGAGAGGAGACAGGCGGUGCGGGACACAUGGGGCCGAGAGGGGGUGUAUCAGAACGGACUGAGAGUGCGCCUGGUGUUCUUCCUUGGUAGCUACCCACCCGACAACCCCAACCUCGGCGCAUUGCUGUCAUUUGAAGCCAAACACUUUGGAGACGUUGUGCAGUGGGACUUCCACGACUCUUUUCUGAACCUGACUCUCAAAAUGGACAUGGUCCUCCAGUGGACUGUGAGAAACUGUCCUCAGGUGUCCUUCGUCUUCAGUGGGGAUGAUGAUAUUUUUGUCAACACAGCUGGACUGAUCAGUUACCUGGAGUCUCUGGACGCUUCUAAAUCAUCUCGGCUGUAUGUUGGACAAGUCAUGUCCACAGCGAGUCCCCACAGGGACCCUCAAAACAAAUACUACAUUCCUCUGACCUUCUACAGCGGCCCAUACCCUGCUUACGUUGGCGGAGGAGGAUUUGUCAUCUCUGGAGAGUUGAUGCAGUCCCUUUCUUUUGUCUCAAAGCGGUUUCCUCUGUUCCCCAUUGAUGACGUUUACAUGGGGAUGUGCAUGAAGGCUCUGGGAAUUGACCCCGAGUGGCAUCAAGGAUUUCAGACCUUUGACGUCAAGAGGGAAGACCGGGAGAACGUAUGUGUACACAAAAGCCAUCUUCUGAUCCACCAGCGCUCACCAAGGGAAAUGGAGAAGAUGUGGAAAGCCAUUCAUAGCCCCUUGUUGUCUUGUUAAACUGAUGGGGGAAAAGUCGCCUCCAAUGAAAUUAUCUUUUUUUACCAUCUUGCAACAGAGGGGGGAGUUGAACACAGAGCUUGUUUAGAAAACUCAGGAUAAAUCUGGAAUAUUUCAGCAAAGCAGUGAAUCUGUGUUCUUACAGAACAUUUAAGAUUGCAAAACCAGUUUGUUUUUGCAGACUCAUGAACUUCAUACCUCGUUCCCAGCAAAAAGUCAAUCUACAUUUACAUGUCAACUAUCCUUCCCUUUUGAUAUGGUGUUGAUUAUAAAUAAAUACUUCCUAAGACAA
Messenger RNA from Girardinichthys multiradiatus, 1794 nucleotides. RefSeq names its product UDP-GlcNAc:betaGal beta-1,3-N-acetylglucosaminyltransferase 2, like (gene b3gnt2l). The transcript has 2 exons. Gene Ontology annotation, molecular function: protein N-acetylglucosaminyltransferase activity. The record is from RefSeq and is a predicted model, not a curated record. The coding region runs from base 312 to 1502 and encodes 396 amino acids. Lineage: Eukaryota; Metazoa; Chordata; Actinopteri; Cyprinodontiformes; Goodeidae. Gene Ontology annotation, cellular component: membrane.